AUGUGCUGGAAUGUGAAAGGAACAACAGCUAUUGUUACCAGUGAAAAUACCUGUGAUGCUUGUUAUAAAGCAACCACACUAGAUUCUGGAAGCAUUAAUGGGAUUCUAAAACAAUCAAAAGCCCCUGUUUGGGCAACCCCUGCACUGACUGCAGCUGGAAGCUUUGUAGAGUUGAUUAGUGAAGUGGUACAGGGGAAUGUGCUCAAUGGUUUAGCUCUUUUACAGAUAUCUGAUCAUGCCAGUUCAGGUGAUCAGAUAAUUAGCAAUAACUACAUUAAUAAUUUAGCAGUUGGAACUCAGUAUGCUUUAGAUAAUGUUGGGCUACAAAGGGUGCUCAUUGUUAACUGGAAUGCUCAGAAUGGUUAUAAUACUCAGAAUCUUUUCUACAGUGAUCCAAGAGUCUUAAUGUUUUCUGUUAACCUCACUGAUGAUCGGAGUGCAACCAAAGAGUCAGUUGACAGACGAGGAGAGAACAAGGGCCUCGGUUAUACCUUUGAUUUAAGCCUUAACAGAGAUUCCCAGAGUAAGAACUUCACCCAAGGAGAUUAUCUCACAAUACUCCACCAAAUCAUCUUACCUGUGGCCUAUGAAUUUUGCCCAGAGCUGGUUCUCUUAGCAAUUGGGAAUGACUUAGUGCACCAAUCCCCAACAGUGUCUCCACUCAUUUAUUCUCAUAUAACUACAAUGUUGAUGCCUUUAGCUCAAGGCCAUUUAGCUGUGAUGUUAGAGGUUGGAAAUGCCAAGGAAAUAACCAAAGAUAUUGCUGCUGCCACAUUGUCAGCACUGCUAGACAAAGCAGUAGAACUUUUGCCAGUAAUUUAUGAAAACACAUCAGAAGUACAAGAUUCAGUUGUUAAUAUGAUAAACGUACAAGCAACAACCUGGAAGAGUUUAAAACAACAUGCUCAGGCCUCCUGUAUUAAUGCAAAGAAGCAGGCAAAUCAAAGCAUUACUAUUGAUGAUGAGACUCACCCUGAAAGGCCAGAGAGAAUUAGUUGCAUCUUCCAGCGGUUGCAAGAAUUUGGCAUUGUUGGCCGCUGCCACCAUGUGAAGGCAAGGUUAGCCUCAGCAGCAGAGUUAGAAACUGUCCACAGCCCUAAGCACAUCAAAUUUAUGUCAAGUUUACACAGCAAGAAGCCGAGAGAGUUGCAAGGAAUGCAGAACAGCUUUGAAUCCAUCUUCUUCCAUCGUCAGACAAAUAAUGCUGCUCUUUUGGCUUCAGGCUCUCUCCUGGAAGUAGUUGACAGCGUUCUAAGAGGUGAAAGCCGACGUGGACUCGCAGUUAUACGUCCUCCUGGCCACCAUGCAGAGAAGACUGAGCCAUGUGGUUUCUGCAUAUACAACAAUGUAGCCGUGGCUGCGAAACAUGCCAUUGGAGCUCAUGGUUUUGAAGUACUGAUCGUGGACUGGGAUGUGCAUCACGGCAACGGGAUACAGCAUAUGUUUGAAGAUGACCCACAAGUCCUUUAUGUCUCAAUCCACCGCUAUGAUAAUGGCAAGUUCUUCCCAGGCAGUCCUGAUGCCAACUACAAUAGGGCAGGCACCAAGAAAGGAAAAGGAUAUAAUGUUAAUAUCCCCUGGAAUAAGAGUGGUAUGGGUGACGGAGACUACAUGGCAGCCAUGGUAGAAGUAAUCCUACCAAUUGCGUAUCAGUUUAACCCCGAGCUGGUAUUGGUAUCUGCCGGUUUUGAUGCAGCUGUUGGAGACCCUUUAGGAGGCUGCAAAGUUUCCCCUGAAUGCUACGGCCACAUGACAAAAUUACUGUCAUGCCUUGCUGGCGGUCGAGUUAUUGUUGCUCUAGAAGGCGGUUACAACUUGAACACAAUCAGCUACUGUAUGACCAUGUGUGCAAAGGCUCUUUUAGGGGACCCUCUCAUCCCUCUCAGUCAGGGCCUUGCAGCAUGUUCAAGUGCCUGUGAGACUUUGAACAAUGUCGUGUCUGUACAUCAGAAGUUCUGGUCAGCAUUAGACUUGCAGAGCAAAGGAAUGGCAUCCAGUAAUCAGAAAUCUAAAAAGAUCACAAAGCCGUCUCCGUCUGUUGAUCUUACUGAUAGAAGUCCAGAGAUCCCAGAUAGAAAAACUGGUCUUGAUGAAUUAACGAGCACCCUCAGCCAAAUGAGUCUGGGCAAAGAAAGGGAAGGAGCCAAGUCUACGGAAGUUGUUGAGGUAAAAAUGGAGGAGGAGGAUGGAGCCGUAGGAGGCGCUUGUGCCACACAAGCGGAAGGCCUGAAUACGUUUUUACUAACGGAAGUUUCAGGAGCAGAGUCUAUGUAUGCAGUUGUUCCUUUGCAAUGGUGUCCACACUUAGAAUCAGUGCAGCCUGUACCAAAGAGUAGCUUGGAUGCCUUCAGUCCAUGUGAAGAGUGCAAAGACUUGUCAGAGAAUUGGGUGUGUCUCACCUGCUACAAGGUUUUGUGUGGACGAUUUGUAAAUGAGCAUAUGCUGAUGCAUGGUGUAAUGGAAGAACAUUACAUGGUGCUAAGUUACGCUGACUUGUCUGUUUGGUGCUAUUCAUGCGACUCCUAUAUCCAUCAUGAGAUCCUGCAGGAAGCAAAACGGGCAGCUCACAUUAGCAAAUUCGGAGAGGAUAUCCCAGGCUCAUUGUGAAAUUAUUCAUAUGUCAGACAGAGAAUGAACAUGAAAAGUUGAGAUGAAAAUCAAUAUUUUUUAAUAUCAUAUUAAGAGAAAACUAUAGUGAAAUUGUCGAAUAUUUAUUGUAUGCAACAUAAGUGAAGUGAAUAUUUAGUUACCAAAUACAGGAAUGGUACUUUGAACAGCCCGCCAUGUGCCAACAUUUCUUUAAAAUGAACGAUCAACAAAGCAUGUGUUGGAACAGCUGCUUUGAAAACUUACUAACCCAAAGCUUUACCUCAUUUUUAAUCAUGCUAAGAAUAUAAUGAUAAUACAAUAAUGAUAAUAGUAAUAUUGUUCAGUUUACUCCAGUACCAAAGGUCUUCAGUUUUGUAAGGAUGCCAAAGUAAUCUUUCUUUCUUUUUCUUUUUCUUUUUUUUUACACAACUCAUUUUUUUUAAUGGGCUUCUCUUCCUUAUUAUCCGUAAGCCUUUCUCUUAAAUACGCAAAGUAAUCCACAUUAAAACUACUUUUCUGCAAGGUUAAUCCACUUUCAAACUACUUAUCUUUCUAUAAUUUAGUUGCUCAUUCACAUGAACCUAACCAGUGUUGAACAUAUAAUAGAUUUUGGUAAUUAGGGCUAUGAACAUAAUUAUAGCAAAGUAUGUGUUCAAGAAUCAUAAUUAUUAGGUAGGUGUAAUUCACAAUACUUUUUAGUUCAAGUUUAGAUGUAAGAUGCUUCAUUACGUGAAUGUCCAAGGGUAUUUUCUUCUUUUUUCACAGAAGUGCCAGAUUAGGCUGUGUGACUUAAGCAGACAUAUAGUUCUUUAAGUAGAAGUUGGCCUCGUUUGGAAUGCUAAAUUGAAAUAAUUUUCCGUAUUUGUUGGUUGUAUUGUAGCUUUAAAUGUAUUUAAACAAAGUUUUAUUUUCUUGUAAUUACCAUUCAUAAAAAUUAUAUUCUAAUAUAUUGCAUAAGUUACUUGGUUAGAGGUGGCCUUGAUAAAGAUGUAAGGAAUUAGUUUGGAGUUUUAUAAAUUUUAUACUGUGAAAUUUAUAUUAGGUAAUGAAUGUAAAUGCUCAGAAUUUAUUUAUGUUUAUAAAAUACCGGGGUUUUCCUUAUAGCUUUAUAUAUAAAAUUGGUGUCCCACAAGCACAUAAACACAUACCUGGACACAUCUGCACCAAUGCAUGCACACACACACACACACACACAUGCAUGCAUACACACACACACACGCAUGCAU
Molecule: messenger RNA, 3815 nt
Organism: Penaeus vannamei (Pacific white shrimp)
Lineage: Eukaryota; Metazoa; Arthropoda; Malacostraca; Decapoda; Penaeidae
Source: RefSeq, a predicted model, not a curated record